Molecule: messenger RNA, 1291 nt
Organism: Spodoptera exigua (beet armyworm)
Lineage: Eukaryota; Metazoa; Arthropoda; Insecta; Lepidoptera; Noctuidae
Source: the annotation of a GenBank genome assembly
AUUUGAUUGAUUUGUUGGCUUUUACGGACGACUGCCAUAGUUUCUCUGAAUAAAUGGGAAAUGAUCCUGCUCUAAACGUUUAUAAUUGUGUGAUAUUCUUGUGGGCUUAUUGAGAUUCGGUUGAUUACCAAGAUUUAAUUCCGUAAGACCUGGGAAAGACUCAAUUUCCCUUUCAAUAUGUCAGCACACGAGCAAAUGAGGGCAAUGUUAGACCAACUGAUGGGCACCGCUCGCAAUGGUGAAACCGACAGACAUGGUGUUAAAUUUUACGAUGAUGCUGUGUGCAAAUCGUUUUUAUUACAAUGUUGUCCGCAUGAAAUUUUGUCGUCCACGCGUAUGGAUUUAGGUGAGUGUCCUAAAAUACAUGAUUUGGCUCUCCGGGCGGAUUAUGAAUUAGCUUCAAAAACCAAAGACUAUUUCUAUGAUAUUGAUGCAACAGAACACUUAGAGGCAUUUAUAGCUGAUUGUGACCGCCGAACUACAGCAGCCAAACAGCGCCUGGCUGAGACUCAGGAAGAACUGUCAGCUGAAGUGACUGAGAAGGCUAAUGCUGUGCAUGAGUUAGCUGAACAGAUAGGUCAAAAACUAGCUCGAGCAGAAGCACUCGGAGAGGAGGGCAUGGUGGAAGAAAGUGUCAAACUCAUGGGAGAGAUUGAUGAGCUACGCAAAAAGAAGGCAGUAGCUGAACAAGAAUACCGCAAUUCUAUGCCGGCCUCCUCGUAUCAACAACAAAAACUACGAGUUUGUGAAGUGUGCUCUGCAUACUUGGGUAUACACGACAAUGACAGACGUUUAGCGGAUCAUUUUGGAGGCAAACUUCAUUUGGGCUUUAUUACCAUUCGUGAGAAACUAGCUGAAUUGAAGAAAACUGUAGACAAGCGACGUGAGGAGCGUGGUGCUUCAGAGCGUGAACGCUCAGGGGGUCGUCGGCAUUACGUCGGCGGCCGCGAGUUGGAUCGGCGAGCACGACGCCACCGCGAGUCGGCGAGGGACCGCGACCGCAACAAGGAAGACCGCGACCGUGACCGUAAGGACAGGGACCGUAGAGAUGGUGACAGAGACCGUGACCGCAGACGCAGUCGGUCACGGAGCAGAAGCAAGCGCGACGGCUCCCGCGAACGCUCUCGUGGUCGCGACAGGGAUCGUGAACGCGAACGUGACUCGCGCCGCAGCCGCUCACAUCGUUCCUCUUCAAAAGAACGCAGGCGGGAUUAGCAACAGAACCUACUACACACAAUCAUCUAGGAAUAUUAUUAUAAUAAUUAAUAGUUUACUUCCUAUCUCAAACCUA